AUGUCACAAGGAGACUCCAUCACAACAUCACACAGCGACAGCACCGAGAAGCGUCAUGACAGCACAACUAACAUCCUCUCGGCUGUGCCACCACAGGUUGAGGACGUAAAGUCGUUGUCAUCAAAGAAGAAGAGAUCGACCUAUCGCCACACGUUCCCAGUCCACACCAAGUCCCUCCCCAGCCCGUUGUCUAAGGAGGCCCCCCCUGAGAGCUACCGCGGCUUUGUCAACCUUGGCAUGCUGCUGCUGUUCGGAAACAACAUCCGUCUGAUUAUCGAAAACUAUCAAAAGUACGGAUUCUUGCUGUCGAUUCCUGGAUCAAACGUAUCAAAGCAGGACUGGAUCCUUGCCGGCCUGGCCCAUGCAAUCCUCCCCCUCCAUGUCAUCAUCGCCUACCAGCUGGAACAGUGGGCUUCGCGCAAGGCCAAUGGAUUCCGUAAGCGUCUCGCUGACCAAAAGGAGAACCCUACCACCAAAGACGACGAGGACAAGAAGGCGGUCCCAGCAGGAGACAGAGUCCGAGGCAGUAAGAAGGAUAAGAAAGCCCUCACACUGGAGGAACAGAUCAAGGAGGAACGAAAGAUUGUGGGCUGGCUCCACUUUGCGAACGUCUCGUUGAUUCUCGGUUGGCCGUCGUUCAUGUCGUACUUUGUGAUCCAGCACCCCUUCCUGGCGAUGGGUUGUCUGAUGACCAGUUUGAUCCUCUUCCUCAAGAUGGUCUCCUUUGCCCUCGUUAACCAGGAUCUCCGCUAUGCAUACAUCCAUGAUACCCCUGCGACUGAACAGUCGUCACCCCACCUGACAAAGGUCCAUAACGAUACCACCUCAACUACCAACACUACCUCUGACGGCGCCACCACCACCACAACCUUGACCACAACUACUACUGUCGUCAAGACCAUCACCGUCAAGAAGGAUGCUGAGAAACUCGGAGGCGCUUAUCAGUAUGAAGUCCACUACCCUCGAAACAUCACCCUGGGAAACAUUGGAUACUUCUACCUCGCCCCUACCCUCUGCUACCAACCCUCUUACCCACGUUCGACCGUCUUCCGCCCCACGUUCUUCUUCAAGCGCGUCCUCGAGAUUGUCACCUGCCUCGGAAUGAUGUACUUCCUCGUCGAACAAUACGCCACCCCAACCCUCCAGAACUCUGUCCGUGCUUUUGACGAACUGGCCUUUGGUCGCCUCCUCGAACGUGUCCUCAAACUCUCAACCACAUCCGUCAUCAUCUGGCUCCUCAUGUUCUACACCUUCUUCCACGCAUUCUUCAACGCCCUCGCCGAGGUCCUCUAUUUCGGCGACCGCCGCUUCUACCUCUCCUGGUGGAACGCUACGUCUGUGGGCAUGUACUGGAAGACCUGGAACUCGCCCGUUUAUACGUUCUUCAAACGCCACGUCUACCUGCCCAUGAUCACCUCAGGUCACUCGGCCCACACAGCGUCGGUCGUCAUCUUCACCAUCUCGGCUCUCCUCCACGAGGUCCUGAUUGGUAUCCCUACAAAGAUGAUUUACGGAUACGCCUUUGCAGGAAUGUUCUUCCAGAUUCCUCUGAUCGCCAUGACGGCUCCAUUGGAGAAGUGGCGUGGAACUGGUUCAGGACUUGGAAACAUGAUCUUUUGGGUCUCGUUUACUAUCCUUGGACAGCCUGCCUGUGCGCUUCUGUACUACUACCACUGGACCAAGCGCAGCAUGAACGCAUAA
Linnemannia hyalina is the source of this 1701-nucleotide messenger RNA. Lineage: Eukaryota; Fungi; Mortierellomycota; Mortierellomycetes; Mortierellales; Mortierellaceae. The record is from the annotation of a GenBank genome assembly.